Molecule: messenger RNA, 3126 nt
Organism: Anguilla rostrata (American eel)
Lineage: Eukaryota; Metazoa; Chordata; Actinopteri; Anguilliformes; Anguillidae
Gene: ints7
Product: integrator complex subunit 7
Exons: 20
Coding region: 158-3010 (950 amino acids)
Biological process (GO): snRNA 3'-end processing
Cellular component (GO): integrator complex
Source: RefSeq, a predicted model, not a curated record
CGACCAUGGUGCGUCACCUCCUGCCGCAUUGCAUCUAGGGAAUAUGGCGGUGUAGUUUGUUGUUGCCUAUUCUUUCAUUCUGUGCUCAUCUUCAAUUGAAACUAAAAUCUGCUCGUUUUAUCUGCGAAGUUGGUGAACUUGUCAAGUCAACAAAAUAAUGUCGCUGUCUACAGCACGCUCGUUCCUGUCAGAAGCCGGUUAUGGGGAGCAAGAACUAGAUGCGAAUUCCGCUCUCAUGGAAUUGGACAAAGGGUUACGCUCCGGAAAACUGGGGGAACAGUGCGAGGCGGUUGUUCUUUUCCCAAAACUCUUCCAGAAGUACCCCUUCCCCAUUCUCAUCAACUCUGCUUUCCUGAAGCUGGCGGACAUCUUCCGGCUGGGGAACAACUUCCUGCGCCUGUGCGUGCUGAAGGUGACGCAGCAGAGCGAGAAGCACCUGGAGAAGAUUCUGAACGUGGACGAGUUCGUCAAGAGGAUUUUCUCCGUCAUCCACAGCAACGACCCUGUGGCGCGAGCCAUCACACUCAGGAUGCUGGGGAGCAUGGCGUCCAUCAUCCCAGAGAGGAAGAGCGCCCACCACAGCAUCCGGCAGAGUCUGGACUCGCACGACAACGUGGAGGUGGAGGCGGCCAUCUUUGCUGCGGCCAGCUUCUCCGCCCAGUCAAAGGAUUUUGCUGCAGGAAUUUGCAAUAAAAUAAGUGAGAUGAUCCAAGGCCUGGACACGCCAGUGGAUCUGAAGCUGAAGCUGAUCCCCACGCUGCAGCACAUGCACCACGACGCAGGCCUGGCCUCCUGCAGCCGGCAGCUCCUGCAGCAGCUGCUCACCUCCUACCCCUCCACACACAUGGUGAUCAUCAGCCUGCACACCUUCACACAGCUGGCUACUUCCUCCCUCAUACACAUCCCCCAGCAGAUCCAGCUGUUGCUACGCUACCUGAAGGAGGACCCGCGCAGAGCAGUGAAGAGGCUCUCCAUCCAGGACCUGAAGCUGCUGGCCAAGAAGGCCCCCCACCUGUGGAGCCGCGAGAACACGCAGAUGCUGUGUGAGUGUGCGCUCAGUAUUCCCUAUAACAGUCUGAAGCUGGGCAUGCUGUCUGUGCUCUCCACACUGUCCGCCACCAUCGCCAUCAAGCAGUACUUCAGCUCCACUGCAGCCCCCUCCCGGCCCACCGACCUGGUCCGACUGGCACAGGAGAGCUGUUACCAUAGCAACCUGGCGGUGGCCGCCCAUGGGGUCACUGUGCUGUCCAACAUCGCCAUUUCCUGUCCGGAGAAAGAAGUGCUGCAGCUCGAGCAGGACACCGUCCUGGGGGUAGAGUCUCUGCUGGUGAUGUGUUGCCAGGACGACAGCCCCAGCGCCCAGGCGACGCUGAAGACGGCCCUGACCUCGCUAGUGCGGUUGCUGAGAAGCCGGCCGCACUUGAGCCAGCCGGCCGUGGAGGUGCUGCUGUGCCAGCUGCACGUUGCCCGCGACCCCGCCCGCGUGCUCAUGUGCCACGCCCUGGCCGCCAUCGCCAUGCAGAUGCCCGUGCUGGGGGAGGGCAUGCUGGGAGAUCUGAUGGAGCUGUACCGUGUGGCUGGCCGCUCCACCUCUGACAGGCAGCAGGAGCUGCUGGUUUCCCUGGCGACGGUGGUGUUUGUGGCCAGUCAAGCGUCUCUGUCGGGGGAGGUGAAGACUGUGAUUAAGCAACAGCUGGAGGACGUGGCCAACGGCUGGACAGUGUACCGCAUCGCCCGGCAGGCCUCCCGUAUGGGCUGUCACGAGCUGUGCAGUGAGCUGUAUCAGAGCCUGCGCACACGCGUAGCAUCGGAGCACUUCUACUUCUGGCUGAACAGUCUGAAGGAGUUCUCCCAGGCCGAGCAGUGCCUGAGCCGCCUGCAGGACCGCCAGUACAGCGCCGCCAUGGCCGCCAUCGCAGAGGCCCUGCGCGCCUACCAGAAGGGCAUCGCCUCGCUCACGGCUGCCAGCACGCCCCUCAGCCCGCUGUCCUUCCAGUGCGAGUUUGUGAAGCUGCGCAUCGCCACGCUGCAGGCCCUGUCCCAGCUCAUCUGCACCUGCAACAGCCUGAAGACCAGCCCCCCCCCCGCCAUCGCCGCCACCAUCGCCCUCAGCUCCGGCAGCGAGCUGCAGCGCUGCGGACGCAUCUCCACACAGAUGAAGGUGUCGAUGGAGGACCUUCGGAACCUGGCGACCCGCUACGCGGACCUGUACCAGUCCUCGUUCGACGCCGACGCGGCCACGCUGAGAGGCCUGGAGCUGCAGCAGCAGAGCUGUCUGCUCAUCUCUCAUGUGGUGGAGGCCCUGAUUCUGGACCCCCACACUGCCAGCUUCCCGGACUACAGUUCCCAGGGUUCCGAGCAGGCACAGAGUGAGUACGAGCGCCGGCUGAUGUCCGUCUUCAGUCACGUGUUGGAGGAGGUGGAGUCUCUGAGCAGGAAACAUCCCCCUGUCUCCUACCUGCACACUAGCUGUCUGUGUGAUGCGGUGAUCGCCCUGCUGAAGGUGCCGCUCUCCUUCCAGAGGUAUUUCUUCCAGAAGCUGCAGUCCACCAGCAUCAAGCUGGCUCUUUCCCCUUCCCCUCGGAGUGCCACUGAACCAAUCCCAGUGCAGAGCAGCCAGCAGCUGACUCUGAAGGUGGAGGGUGUGGUCCAGCAUGGCUCCACCCCCGGGCUCUUUAGGAAGAUCCAGUCUGUCUGCCUGAACGUUAGCUCCACCCUGCAGAGCAAGUCUGGACAGGACUACAAGAUCCCGCUGGAUGCGAAGACCAAUGAGAUCGAGCGGAGGGUGGAGCCGCACAACGACUACUUCAGCACGCAGUUCCUGCUCAACUGCUCCGUUGUGGGCACGCACACGGUCACCGUGGAGACGUCGGUGGUGGACGGCAGCGGGAUCGAGUGGAAGACGGGACCCAAGAGCACGCUGUCCGUCAAAUCGCUGGAGGACCCGUAUUCCCAGCAGACCCUGCCCCAGCCGGCCCCCCAGCGGAGCGUCUACGCCCGCUUCCAGUGACCCCGCCCCGCCCGCUUCCAGUGACCCCGCCACGCCCGCUUCCAGUGACCCUGCCCGCCUUCUUCCAGUGACCCCGCCCCGCCCGCUUCCAGUGACCCCGCCCCGCCCGCUUCCAG